GAUUUUUGCACAAGGAAAAUCCCAAACCCAGUAGAUUUCUUCGGUUGUGCACCUGGCUUUACAUUCUGUACGUGCGACCUGAAAAUGGCUGGGGGGAAGGGGUGUUAUGGUCCUGCUUUCCUUUUUGCUUCCCUAGAGAAUCUUGAUUGUGUGUCUGUGUCCCUGUGCAUCAAUUCAUGAUGCAGUGGCAGGGGAGAGGGAUGACCUGGGAGCUGCCCCAGUAUUGGAUGUAUGUGUGGGGAAGAGCACUGGAUGGCUCAGCCUCCAUAUAACUGAGUUAAUCCAUUGUUUGUAACUGACCUCUGGUUUCACUGAGUUCCCUUAUUCAGUGUCCCCACACCCUAGUCCCUGCCAGUAGGCCUUUUUUAAUGUAGUCGUUAACACCCCAUCCCUAUCAUUAAAUUCUCAACUGCUUUAUUCCUGAUUUGCAUUUUCCGUGGCUGAAUGAAUGCACUGACUUCCGUUUUUUUUUUUUUUUUUCUGUUACAGAUGGUGUGCGCAGGUGACGCUGUGUCCAUCAGUCCAACCAGUGUGGCCCCAGCAUGGACAAACACGGACUCAGCUGCUUCUACGUACACGCACACAGAAGGUGAAGGUCAAGCUGGGGAUAACACCACAGGCUUUAGCCCAACAGCUUCAUACACAUCCUUCACCACUUCAGAAACAGUCAGUAAGACUUGGGCAGAUUCCACGGUCGCAAAUGAUGUGACAGAGCCGAGUCAAGUUUCUGAUCUUCGUGUUUCCUUCGUGGGUGUGACGCAAGUUGCUAUUACCUGGAAGAAUGGCAAUGACACUGCCACCUGCUGGAUGCUCUUUGAAGGCGUCGAAAGUUGUAAGGAGUCGCCUCAAGUCUUGGUGGUCAACAUAUCACACCUGACACCAGGGGUUCGACAAAAGGUCACCCUGUGUCUUUCAGAAUCAAAUGAGGAAGGGAGAGAGUCCUCGGUUAUAGAUAGUGGCUUAGUAGAUGCCAACGCCACGGAGAGCUUCUCCCAGCAACCCCGGAACCACACGGCCCCCGUGUCUGGAUACCAGCUCAAACGUGUGGACCUGUCUUCGGACCAUCUUCUGACUGGAGACACGGAAGUCCUGAUUACGGGGUUGGUGCCCGACACGGAGUACUGUGCCGCUGUCUAUUCUCAAGCAGCAGAUGGCACAGAAGGAGGGCCCCAGCGCAUAACGUUCAGGACGGUCGCCAGUCAAGUGUUUGACGUUGAAGUUGUGGACAUCAACGCAACAAACAUGACCCUGACCUGGAAAAUCAAUGAUAACGAGUCGUCCUCUGUCUAUACCUACAAGAUACAAGUCACUGGGGAGACGGAUUCCUUCACCCUCCAUGUCAAUGAGACUCAGGUCGUCAUUACUUCGCUCAACUCGAGUACCUUGUACAACAUCACGGUGCAUCCUUUCCUUGGCAACAGUUCCAAGGGCGUGCCGGGUUUUCUCCAAGUGUACACCCCCCCCCGUCCAGUUUCCGACUUUCGAGUGACGAGUGUCAGCACAAGGGAAAUUGGCUUAGCUUGGAGCAGCAAUGACGCAGAUUUCUUCAAGAUACUUACCACAGAGGAAGGAGCUGGAAAAUCUCCGCUGGAAACAGCCACCCAAAACCAAAGUAUUGUCAUCGGUGGCUUAUACCCUGGAACCAAGUAUCGUUUUGAAAUAUUUCCACAAGGACCAAAUGGGACUGAAGGGGAGUCCCAGACGGUUUACAAUAGAACUGAUCCCAGUGCCGUCUUUGACAUCCGCGUGUUCCACGUCACCACAACCGGGAUGGAGUUGGAGUGGCAGAGUACGGACAAUGCUUCCGAAUACACCUACCACCUAGUUAUACAGUCCGAGCGCGGCUCUGACAAGAUAAACACUUCUCGCAAAGAGAUCACUCUCAGGGGUUUGGUUCCAGGCACCUUAUAUAACAUCACGAUCUUUCCAGAGGUGAACCACAUCCAGGGGGAGCCCAGCUCCACGGCACAGUACACAUGGCCCAGCAAUGUAGCCAACAUUGAAGUAAAUACCAGCACCACAGAAGCAACCUUAAAUUGGCAGAACUUUGAUGAAGCUUCUCCCAGGUAUACCUACCACCUUUAUAUUGGGAAGGAUGGAAAUUUCAGCCAACCAACACAACUAGUCACAGACAUUGGCGUCACCUAUGCUACCGUCACUGAGUUAAUACCUGGCUCGUCAUACACAGUGGAGAUCUUCACCCAAGUGGGAAAUGUCACCAUGCCACUGGCAUCUGGCAGGCAGUCAUUCUGUACAGAUCCUGCACCAGUAGCCUCCUUCCGCUGCGAGGUGGUCCCCAAAGAGCCAACCUUGAUUCUCAAGUGGGCCUGCCCUCCCGGCACCAACACAGGCUUCGGGCUGGAGAUCAGCAGAGGGGCUUGGAAAAAUGUGACAGACCUGGAGAGCUGCUCCUCGGAGAACGGCACAGAGUACUGGACGAAUGUCACAUAUUUGAAUUUUUCUACCUCCUACAACAUCAGCAUCACUGCCUUGUCCUGUAACAAGACGGCACCUCCCACCCAAAACACCUGCCUCACUGGCAUCACAGAUCCCCCUUCUCCAGACGGAUCCCCGAAUAUUACACCCAUCAGUCACAAUUCGGUAAAAGUUGAGUUCAGUGGGUUUGAAGCCAGCCACGGACCCAUCAAAGCUUAUGCGCUCAUUCUCACCACUGGGGACGCUGUUCGCCCAUCUGCAGAUGUUUUGAGAUAUACAUAUGAAGAUUUCAAAAAGGGGGCCUCAAAUACUUACGUGACAUACCUCAUAACAACAGAAGAAAAGAGACGUUCUCAGGACUUGUCUGAAGUCUUGAAAUACGAAAUUGACGUUGGAAACGAGUCGACCACGCACGGCUAUUACAACGGCAAGCUGGAACCCCUGGGCUCCUAUCGGGCUUGUGUGGCCGGCUUCACCAACAUCACCUUUAACCCUCACAAUGACGGACUCAUAGAUGGGCCCGAGAGCUAUGUGUCCUUCAGUCACUAUUCGGAUGCUGUUUUCUUGCCCCAGGAUCCAGGUGUCAUCUGUGGAGCAGUUUUUGGGUGUAUCUUUGGUGCGCUGGUAAUUGUGGCUGUGGGAGGCUUCAUCUUCUGGAGGAAGAAAAGGAAAGAAGCAAAGAAUAAUGAAGUAUCCUUUUCUCAGAUUAAACCUAAAAAAUCCAAGUUAAUCAAAGUGGAGAAUUUUGAAGCCUACUUUAAGAAACAACAAGCGGACUCCAACUGUGGGUUUGCAGAAGAAUAUGAAGAUCUGAAGCUUGUUGGAAUUAGUCUACCUAAAUAUACAGCGGAACUGGCUGAGAACAGAGGAAAGAAUCGCUAUAAUAACGUUCUGCCGUAUGAUAUUUCCCGUGUCAAGCUUUCUGUCCAGGCCCAUUCAACUGACGACUACAUCAAUGCCAACUACAUGCCUGGCUACCAUUCCAAGAAAGAAUUUAUUGCCACCCAAGGGCCUUUACCCAACACUCUGAAAGAUUUUUGGCGUAUGGUUUGGGAGAAAAAUGUAUAUGCCAUCGUUAUGUUGACCAAAUGCGUCGAACAGGGAAGGACCAAAUGUGAGGAAUACUGGCCCUCCAAGCAAGCUCAGGACUAUGGGGACAUAACUGUGGCAAUGACCUCAGAAAUUGUUCUUCCACAAUGGACCAUCAGAGACUUCACAGUGAAAAAUCUCCAGACAAGUGAGAGUCACCCUCUGCGACAGUUUCAUUUCACCUCCUGGCCGGACCACGGCGUUCCCGACACCACCGACCUGCUCAUCAAUUUUCGGUACCUUGUCCGUGACUACAUGAAGCAGAGUCCUCCUGAGUCUCCCAUUCUGGUGCAUUGCAGUGCUGGGGUUGGAAGGACAGGCACGUUCAUUGCCAUCGAUCGUCUUAUCUACCAGAUAGAGAAUGAGAACACUGUGGAUGUGUAUGGGAUUGUGUAUGACCUUCGAAUGCACAGGCCUUUAAUGGUGCAAACAGAGGACCAGUAUGUUUUCCUCAACCAGUGUGUUUUGGAUAUCAUCAGAUCCCAGAAGGACUCAAAAGUAGAUCUUAUCUACCAGAACACAACUGCAAUGACAAUCUAUGAAAACCUUGCACCAGUGACUGCGUUUGGAAAGACAAAUGGUUACAUCGCCUAGUUCCAAAGUAAAACCUUUCUGGAGUGAACCGGACCGUCACACCCACAGCGAAGGAAAAUGCCCCGAUGUCGACAUGUUUUUAUAUGUCUAAUAUCUUAUUCUUUGUUCUGUUUUGUUAGAACUUAUUUGAGGGUGUGAAGCUGCACAUGUAGAACAUGACAAAUGAGAAGUUGGGGCUGUCAGGGGCUGUGGAUGGGUGUUGAGUUAAUCAACUACAUUCCUGAAUACCAAUGGGAUGAGUUCACUUUUUUUUUUUUUCCUUGAGAAUUAUGGAACACCAGGAAAAGUGAGCUAUGAUUUUUUUUUCUUUUUCAAAACAGAUUCUUUUUAAAAAAGACUAUUUUAUAUGAUUCACAUGCUAAAGCCAGGAUUGUGUUGGGUUGAAUAUAUUUUAAGUAUCAGAGAUCUAUUUUUACCUACUGUAUCUUGGAAUCUAGCUGAUGGAAAAUACGUGAUUGUGGAUGAUUAUCAUGUCGGGAGGGGUACGUGGUACCUCUUCUGCCUGGGUUUUCUAUUUGAACAUGUGCCUUUUCUGAAUUAUGCUUCCACAGGCAAAACUCAGUAGAUAUCUCUAUUUUUGUAUUGAAUCUCAUAAUUGGAAUAUAAGGAAUAUUUAAACAGUAGUUUAGUAUCUGAGGUUCAGCCUUCUCGGUAACAUUCCUGUUCUCAUUUGACUAGAGGAGGCCUCCCCGUCCCCCAUGUUUCGUGCUCUAUUCUUUUUUUCCCCCUUUCUCUCCCGGUUUUCCCCAAAGACAUUUCUGUUGGCCACAUUUUCAGCCCAUUGGUUGAGUGAGAGUGGAAACCAAGUAUCACCUUGAGAAUUUCUGGGGGUGGGGGAAAGCAGAGGAACCCUACAGUGAUAUAAUCUCCUUCUCUUGUCCCUGUUUCAUCCUUUUUUCUCAUUUCUGUAUUUGGUAAGAAGGAUUAUUUAAAGGUGCAAUAUGUGACUUAGUGAUUCAUGAUGCUCUAGGUUUUUAGUAACGUUUUACUCAGGUUGGCAUUUUAUGUGCGUCUGUGUGUCCGUGUCUGUGUGUAUGUGUGUGUGUGUUUAAAAGCGUGGCAAUCUGUGAACACUUCAGUGUGAAAACAGUGUCUGAUUAAUCCCUCCUCCCUCAAAGUCCACUGGCUUUAGUCUAUCUGCAGUGACACAUAUCGGUAUCUACUGUAUAUAUAUAUACUAAACUCUUAAAACAGUCAUUCCUUUGAAUUGAGGUGUACAGAGUUUGAAUUUGUAUCAAAGAUGUAAUUAUUUUUAAAACCUCUUUUCACUAUACUGCUGCUGUAAUUACUUUUGAUUUUUUUAAUGUAGAUUAAUUUUUUUUUUUUUUUUUGCUUCAGGUGUGUAUCCACCAAGAAUUUCAGAAUUUAUGAGGAUUUAUUUUAUUGGUACAUAAUCUGUAAACUUCUCAAGGCAUUAACAUGAAAGGGUUUGUUUCUUUUUAUUUUAUAUUGUGGCUCAGGUUAUAUUUUGAAGAGGUUUUGAAUUUAUCCUCCUAUAGGCAAUGAAGUAGAGAAGGUCUUAUGAAGGAAUUACCAAGUCCCUGGAUUCCUGUGGCCGUUUUCCACAGUAAUAAAUCCUGCUGUAAAUUCAGGACAACUGUGUCCUAGUGAAAAUGGGAGUGGGGUCUUCUCCGGGUGCCCCGGUCACUCUUGACCUGGGGGAGCCCGUCUCCCGACGCUGCCGUGUUCCUCAACUUGCUAGCACCUUGAGAACUGACUGCACGUGCUAGUGGGUUAUGGAGGGUGAACCACAACGUACUGAAAGCCCUUGAUUCGGUUCAGAGGCUCAGCGCUUGUACGUCUUUUGUCCCCCUUGUCCCUUUGAGGUACUAAAAGGAUUAAAAGGAGAGGAGGUGGUCGUAUCAGUGUCUGGGGAGGACUUACUUCCCACACAGAAAUUGCACUUUUCGCCGAAUCCUUUGCUCUCUCUUGUGGCAAGCAGUUCAUUCAGCAUCAGGCCCUGCGAGGAAUGGGUUGUACGGGCCUGGUUGGGCCAUCUUGACUCCCCUUCAGAGGGGCCUUCGGCUCUUUAGGCCUGCAUCAGGGAAGCCACGCCGUCCCGGGCUGUUGAGUGAAGCUGGCUUUGGGCAGAUUGCUUCCAAACCUUCACACUGGUCUGCCCCUCCAUGCGUGCAGCUCUCAGAGUUCCAUGAUGGCAUUCGGAGGUCCCUGCCCGGGGCCGCAGUUCUGUGGGUCAUGCCCCUCUCCACUUUACUUGUCAGGAAGCCACUGGAAUGGGGGUGUAGAAGUCACUUCUGACAAAGAUGCUCUGCCCGGCCCUGCCUACGUUCCCUGCCACAGAGAAAUCGGAGGGAAGGACUUGGCUCCAAAAAUUCCUUUAGAAGGCUAAAGCAACAAUAAUUAUAAACAUACUGUGUAAAAUCACACAAAACCCCAGAAACUCUCCUUCCUUCCACCUGGUAUGGGUUUGGGAAAUGGGCAGGAGCCCCAGCUAAGCCACUCUCAGAUGUCAUUCCCAGUCCUGGGAGGAAGGCUCGUGGUAGAGAGGUCUGGAUUCCACAUGGCAGGUCAUGUGAAGGUCACGAUGCUUCUCUGCAUCCUGAAGAGGGCUGGGUUUGGGGACCGGUGGGGGUGGUGAGGGUAUUUAUAGCACAGUGAUUGAAAAGGGAAGAUAAUUGUGUAAAUAUAAAGGACGCACGGGCUGGGGAUUGGCCAUAGAAAAGAGAAGGUGCUUUCAAGCUCCUGCCCCAAAGCCUCCCAGGAACGAUGAACUAAAAUCUGAGGAGUCCAGUGGAAUCGCGGAGAUGGUGUGAUCACCCCUGCUUUCCUAUUUGCCGGUUGCACACAGAAAAAUGGCGAGGGUGGGAUUAGUUAUCAGUGAAAGGCCUGAAGGUUGGUGGUCAGUUGGUCUGGGGGAUUUGGGGCAUCGGUACCUUCUCCCAAGAGUGAGGACGUUUGCCUCCAAAGGUAAACCUAGUGACGUUUGGCACCGGUGGGAAAUGACAUUUGGGAGUCUGUUCCCUGUGGGCACCUAGUGACCUCCGGUGGACUUUGGCAGAUUUGACUGCACUGGAGUUGGGCUUCGUCGAGCUGAGGCUCGUUGGGGGUGGGGGCCACCUUUGCAUCUGAUUCAUGUUUGCUUUUCAUCAGAGAUGAAAAAGGCUGGUUUUCUUUUGCAGUGCUGGGUUGCACUUAUUGUGCUAAACAAGGCUUGGUGACUAUGUUGGUUUGCCUCAAAAGUCCAAGUUCUGCGUUUUCAGACUGUAUAGCAGCCAAGUGUUUGACAUACUGUAGCAUUUUUCCCUCGGGGGCACGUAUGAACAGGAUGUGUUGAUAUGGACUCUAAAACUGUAAUUUUCUUGUAACUAUUUUGGAAUGAUGCAUAUUUCUAAUGUUUGUUAUACUUGUACAGAGUAUUGCUGUUGGUUGCUUUUUUUUUUUUUUAAGGAAAAAAUGGCCUGAAAAAAAAAUUUUUUUAAAAGACUCACAAA
This is a messenger RNA of Herpailurus yagouaroundi (jaguarundi), 7571 nucleotides long. RefSeq names its product protein tyrosine phosphatase receptor type J (gene PTPRJ). Gene Ontology annotation, cellular component: signaling receptor complex. The transcript is spliced from 23 exons. The record is from RefSeq and is a predicted model, not a curated record. Bases 445 to 4119 code for a protein of 1224 amino acids. Gene Ontology annotation, molecular function: protein tyrosine phosphatase activity; protein binding. NCBI's taxonomy places the organism in Eukaryota, Metazoa, Chordata, Mammalia, Carnivora, Felidae. Gene Ontology annotation, biological process: peptidyl-tyrosine dephosphorylation involved in inactivation of protein kinase activity.